Messenger RNA from Penicillium pulvis, 446 nucleotides. RefSeq lists its product as uncharacterized. Lineage: Eukaryota; Fungi; Ascomycota; Eurotiomycetes; Eurotiales; Aspergillaceae. The record is from RefSeq and is a predicted model, not a curated record. The transcript is spliced from 2 exons. The coding region runs from base 15 to 446 and encodes 143 amino acids.
AUACCUGGCUUGUUAUGACCUCAGACGAACCUCGGGUAGGUCUUCGGGCCAUUCGCCCAUCUCAAUAUAUUUUCGGCAUCCAAGCCAUCCCUUUGUUAGCCAGUGGAGUUUACACCUUGCUCUGGCCGGGCGCAGUCGCCAACAUGCCAGAUUCACCGCUGGAGGGGGUAAGCAGUGGAGCGAUCCAGGCCAUGAGUCUCACCUCGAUGGCAUUGGGAACAUGCCAAACGAUCGCCGCGUAUCAGAACAAUAUUCCCAUAAUGAUCGCCGCGGUACCGGGGCGACUAUUGGCUGCCUUUGUGUUCCACCGCAGUGGUGGAGGAUGGCGUAAGUUGGCACCUUUUGAGGGCUGCAUGGGACUGCUCGUCGCGAUCGGGGUGUAUUGGACGUGGUAUACCGACCGGGGGAGUAGGGACGGGGACAAGGAUAGGAGUAAGGACAACUAG